Molecule: messenger RNA, 806 nt
Organism: Phragmites australis (common reed)
Lineage: Eukaryota; Viridiplantae; Streptophyta; Magnoliopsida; Poales; Poaceae
Product: mediator of RNA polymerase II transcription subunit 10b-like
Exons: 5
Coding region: 53-610 (185 amino acids)
Biological process (GO): positive regulation of transcription by RNA polymerase II
Cellular component (GO): chromatin; mediator complex
Molecular function (GO): transcription coregulator activity
Source: RefSeq, a predicted model, not a curated record
UCGUCUCCGACCAAUUCCCCCCCCCCCCCCCCCAACGAGUUCCGGCUGCGCCAUGGACAACGCCGCCCCGAACCCUUCCGCCGCUGCGGCAGGGAACGGCGUCCAAGCGUCGGGGGCCGGCGUGGAGGGGCCCGGGGACGCGUCGAAGCAGAACCUGGCGCAGGUGACGAGCUCGAUCCAGAAGACGCUGGGCCUGCUCCACCAGCUCAACCUCACCGUUUCCUCCUUCAACUCCGCCUCCCAGCUCCCCCUGCUCCAACGCCUGAACGCGCUCGUGGCGGAGCUCGACACGAUGCAGAAGCUCGCCGAGGGGUGCAACAUCCAGGUGCCAAUGGAGGUCGUCAAUUUGAUUGAUGACGGGAAGAACCCCGACGAGUUCACGAGGGACGUGCUCAACAGCUGCAUCGCCAAAAACCAGAUCACCAAGGGCAAGACCGACGCUUUCAAGAGCCUACGGAAGCAUCUUCUUGAGGAGCUUGAACAAGCUUUCCCUGAGGACGUAGAAGCAUACAGGGAGAUACGUGCCACUGCUGCUGCUGAGUCAAAGCGAUUGGCUCAGUCCCAGAGUACAUUGCCUAAUGGAGAUGCCAAAGUGAAAGCUGAGCACUGAGAGAAGGAUACAGCUGCGAAGGGCGAGUUUUCUAGUUUCUAUUUAAUUUGGGGAUGGCUUUGUUAAGCAACAACAUGUGUUCCUUUCUGUAGUUCUGUGCACUCUCCCUUCGUAUGAUUGAUCAGUGAAUCUGUGCAGAGUAUCAUAACAUGUGUGGCAUAAUAUAUUCAACUUACCCAAGCACUGGUAUUAAUUA